Messenger RNA from Tyto alba (common barn owl), 1444 nucleotides. It is a transcript of the gene ATPAF2, whose product is annotated as ATP synthase mitochondrial F1 complex assembly factor 2. NCBI's taxonomy places the organism in Eukaryota, Metazoa, Chordata, Aves, Strigiformes, Tytonidae. The coding region runs from base 106 to 954 and encodes 282 amino acids. The record is from RefSeq and is a predicted model, not a curated record. The transcript is spliced from 8 exons. Gene Ontology annotation, cellular component: mitochondrion. Gene Ontology annotation, biological process: mitochondrial proton-transporting ATP synthase complex assembly.
GCGUUCGCGGCGCGGAUUGGCCGCCCGACGCAAGAUGGCGGCGGCCACCCAGGCGCGCUGAGCUGGUCCGGGUCUUGGUUGCUCCGUUCUUCGUUCUUCGCCGGGAUGUGGCGCGGGUGCCGCCGGUUGUUGUGGGGCCGUUUUCCCCCCGCGCAGCUACCCCGACCGCCUUCCGCCGCUGCCGAGAGCGCGGGCCGGGCCUAUGCCCCGCCGGCAGAGAGAAAGCGGUUUUACCAGAACGUGAGCAUCUCACAAGGAGAAGGAGGCUUUGAAAUAAACCUGGACCACCGAAAGCUGAAAACGCCCCAUGCCAGGCUCUUCACUGUCCCCAGUGAGGCCUUGGCCAUUGCCGUGGCAACAGAGUGGGACUCCCAGAAAGACACCAUCAAGUUCUACACUAUGCACCUGACCACAUUGUGCAACACGGCGCUGGACAACCCCACGCAGCGAAGCAAAAUGCAGCUGAUCCGUGCGGCUGUGAAGUUCCUGGAGACUGACACUGUCUGCUAUCGUGUGGAGGAGCCAGCCGCCUUGGCAGAGCUGCAGAAGAAUGAAUGGGAUCCCAUUGUCAGCUGGGCUGAGAAAAGGUACAACGUGGCAAUUGGCUCCUCGACCAGCAUCCUGGGGCCAAACAUCCCAGCCAGCACCAAGGAGACCUUUGUCAGCCAUCUGGCAUCCUACAACAUGUGGGCCCUGCAAGGUAUAGAAUACGUAAUCACCCAGCUGAAAUCUCUGAUUCUGUCCAUGAGUCUGAUUGACAGGCACAUUACGGUGGAGAAAGCCGUGCUUCUGUCUCGCCUGGAGGAAGAAUACCAGAUUCAGCGGUGGGGCAGCGUGGAGUGGGCCCAUGACUAUGAUCUGUGCGAGCUGCGUGCUCGCGCGGCAGCUGGGACUCUCUUUGUUCACCUCUGUUCAGAGAGCUCGACUGUAAAACACAAGCUGUUGCAGGACUGAGGCUGCUGGGCUGGGCGCAGGAGGAAAAAGGCCCGGCUGUGCUGGCGUGACCCAGUGGACGGUAACCACCUUCCUGCCACCGUGUCUUUCCUGGGAUCAGCCUCGUGCUGAGGAACUGUGACUUUGUGGGCAACUCCUCCCUUGUACUGCCUGCCGCAGUGCAGCGCCAGCAGUUCUGAGCCCACGAGGAAGAAAGGUCAAGGUGAGCUUCCUCUGCAUCCCCAGCACAGCAGCUGUGUCCAUUACCGGUGUCUGUAACUCAUCAGAGGAGCUCCCAUGAAAGAAACAGCUUCCUGGGCAGGGCACGGCACAGACGUACCCAGCAUAUGCCACAUGUCUUCAUAGCUGCCAGCUCCUGACACACACUUGUUAUGGAAAUCUGAAAACAGACUCCAUUGCAUCUGUUCUUCAUCCCUCAGUGUGCCUGUAUGUAACACCAGGGUCUCUCUGUUUGAUUAAAGGCACGCCCCUGCUAGAUACUGAAAGCCAA